Messenger RNA from Aricia agestis (brown argus), 2663 nucleotides. It is a transcript of the gene ken, whose product is annotated as transcription factor Ken. The transcript has 5 exons. The record is from RefSeq and is a predicted model, not a curated record. Gene Ontology annotation, biological process: regulation of transcription by RNA polymerase II. The coding region runs from base 203 to 1981 and encodes 592 amino acids. Gene Ontology annotation, cellular component: nucleus. Lineage: Eukaryota; Metazoa; Arthropoda; Insecta; Lepidoptera; Lycaenidae. Gene Ontology annotation, molecular function: DNA-binding transcription factor activity; protein binding; RNA polymerase II cis-regulatory region sequence-specific DNA binding.
CGCGCGCGCAGGCCGUCACUGUGUCAGUGGUCGACGCGAGAAGUGGCCUGCAAGGACCCAACCUUUUUUCUGUGCGUGUGAUGUUUUCACUUUCGUCAUUUCGGCCAGUAUCAUUCGACGCCGCUCGCGCUCGGUCGUGCCUCGCCGUGUUGUGCUCACUGUGGAUUGUUUGUUUGUAUAGUGAUGGCUGUGCUGUGUUAAUAUGUUCGAUAGUAAUAUACUGCUGAAUUUCUACAAUGAGCUUGCGAGUCGUAGCCUGCAGUUUGCAAGUGCUGGAAUGAUGGGUGAGGGUCUACUAACACUGACCUACGGCAAACACCACGCCUGCAUCCUGAACGAGGUGGGCGCGGCGUGGAGGGGAGCCAGGUACUCAGACUUGGUGCUGGUCUGCGAUGAUGCCGUCCCGCUGGCUGCACACAGAAUCGUUAUGGCUGCGGCUAGUCCGUUAAUUCGUAAAAUCCUCGAUGACACACCAACAAUAGAGAACCCCGUCACUAUUCACAUGUCAGGCAUCAACAGCACUCUCAUGAAACAUCUCCUCGUAUUCCUAUACAGUGGACAAGCGUAUAUUGAGUCUGGGGAGAUAGAUGAUAUGCAAGAAUUGUUUGAGCUGCUGGAAAUCAAAUCAGACGUAUGGAAAUCAACAAAGGAACGCCGGCAAGCUGAAGAAAUAAACAGAUCGUGUGACAGAUUAAAAGGCAAAAAUCUCAAAACAGACAUAAACAGUAAUGAAAGCAGUAAACAUGAUGCACCAUCAGGAUCAUCACAUUCAGAAAGUGAAAGGGUCACACCUGGUGCCAGUUACAGUAAAGAUAAAGAACGUAAUGAUUCAGAAUCGUUAAGUAUAAAGAAGGAAAGUAUGUCUACGAGUAGUAAUGAUGAAAGAGAAGAAGAUGACCAGGAUUCAGAAAAAAGGGACGAAAGUGGGAGAGUAAAGUCACGCAGACGGAGUUCAUCUAACCCUGUUAAUUUAUCAGUUACUAGAACUUCAGAAAACAAUAGCAGUGAACAUGACGAUUCGCAAGAUAUUGUGGUCGAACCAGUACCAGCAAAGAAUAUUGACAGACGACGGUCAACAUCAUCAAGUCAAGACGAUCCACCACAAGAAACCGUGUACAGAAGACAACUGCUAAACGACCGGCUGGGCAGAGGAAUUGAAAGAGCCAAGAGAAAGUCACAUUAUUUAGAACCGCCAGAAUUGGAUUUACGAACUGUUAAAUUAGAAGACUAUGGAGGUCUCAAACCACCUGAUAGUGAGUUUAUGGCUCUUGUCCAGACGUCUCCAGAAAAUUACGUAGUAACUCCACACAGAAAACGACGACCAGGUUUUCAUAAUUCACCGUCACAAAAUCCACCUUUUGUAGCAUUCCCGCCUAGUUACCUAGAAGAAAUGGCACAUUUGCGAUACGCGCAAGCACCAGGAGUAGCGGCCAGUGCAGUUGCCAGGCUGGGUGCUCUACACCAACUCAGUGCAUCUGCACCUCCGUAUCUGCCGGAAAGAAGCACCACCCCGCCUAUAGCUGGACACGAUGAUGCACUCAAGUACCGACCACCGAGCGCUGGAUCAUGGGGACCUUGGCUUUGUCAACCGCAAAUGGGAGGAGAUGAUACCCCAACAACGGAACACGAACAAGGAUCGAGUAAACAGGCCCCAGUCCGAGAAUACCGUUGCGAGUACUGUGGAAAACAAUUUGGAAUGUCAUGGAAUCUCAAAACGCACCUUCGAGUUCAUACAGGAGAAAAACCUUUCGCGUGUCGUCUUUGCGUCGCUAUGUUCAAACAAAAGGCACAUUUGCUAAAGCAUCUAUGUUCUGUGCAUCGAAACGUUAUAUCGUCCAGCGAAAAUGACGGCAGGACCAACACGCCAGGAAGAUUCAACUGCUGUUUCUGUCAGCUAACGUUUGAAGCGUUACCGGAAUUAAUAAGACAUCUCUCUGGACCGCACAACAGCCUCUUACUCAGUAAAAACUUACAUGAUUGACAACCAUUGUCAUGACGCGGGUAGAUGCGUCCCCUUGGACUUUGGAAAUUCUUUCGACCGAUCGGUCGAGUUCAAUUGUGAUAUGUGUUAAAAUAUAAUAACUAGAAUAAGUAUUUAGGAUAAGUGUCACACUAUCGCGGAGCGAUACUCAUAGCGAAUCAUUUGCAGAGCAUGUUAAUGCGAUUGUGAAUAUAAUUUAUAAUUACAAUCACUUUGCCGAUGGGUCCAAAACGUUAUAAUUUGUUUAAAAAUUAUAGUUAGGGACCAAAACCUUCCGACAUAGUAUUUAUUUAAAAGAUGUAUUUCAUAGCAUAAAUAUUAUUUAAAUGCCACCGACACAUUAAAACUUAAGCAUAGAAAAUAGAUGUGUUUGUCGAAGAAAAGUUGCGAAGAAGGUACAGAUUAAUUAGUAAAAGCGUCACGCAAGCUACCUCCUAAUUAAAAUCAGUGUUUCGUCAAUACAGACGACGCGGUUUUCUUUUAUUGACCAUUUUAUAAAUAGUAAUUAGACCAACUUUAUCAAAAUAUUUGAGGUCAAUCGUCUCUAGUCAGAAUUGGAUUUUAGCACAAAUCAUUGCGUUGUUCAUUCACUGUGAAUGAUAUUUUUAUUAUUUUUUAUAAAUUUUUAUAUUGAUAUACUACAAACAUGUCUAGUGCUUUCAAUAAGGUUUUUUUAUAUGCC